Messenger RNA from Drosophila busckii, 1607 nucleotides. RefSeq names its product thioredoxin domain-containing protein 5 homolog (gene prtp). The record is from RefSeq and is a predicted model, not a curated record. The transcript is spliced from 3 exons. Lineage: Eukaryota; Metazoa; Arthropoda; Insecta; Diptera; Drosophilidae. The coding region runs from base 89 to 1303 and encodes 404 amino acids. Gene Ontology annotation, biological process: protein folding. Gene Ontology annotation, cellular component: endoplasmic reticulum. Gene Ontology annotation, molecular function: protein disulfide isomerase activity.
UUUCCAUUUCAAUACAAACUAAAACACUUGUAAUCUAGUAUAAUUAAUAAGCUCAAACAAGAUAGGCACUUGAGAUAGUAGCUCCAUCAUGUUCAGUAAAUUAUUUUUACCGCUGGUACUAUGUGCAAUCUGCCUAACGCCGUUUGUGGCCAAAGCUGCCGAAGAAGAGGCUAAGGCAGACGAGAAGCAAUUUGCGGUCGAGUUGGACCCAGAAACCUUUGAUACCUACAUUGAUGCCGGCAAUGUAUUUGUCAAGUUCUUUGCUCCAUGGUGUGGGCACUGCAAGCGACUGCAUCCACUUUGGGAGCAGUUGGCCGAAAUAAUGAAUAUUGAAGAGCCCAAGGUGACCAUCGCUAAGGUGGAUUGCACCAAGCAUCAGACGCUCUGCGCUGAUCAUCAGGUCACUGGCUAUCCCACAUUGCGCUUGUUCAAGCUGGGCGAAGAGGAGUCUGUCAAGUUCAAGGGCACACGCGAUUUGCCCGCUAUCACUGACUUUAUUAACCAAGAGCUCAAUACUCCCGCCGAGGAGGACAUAAACGAGCAGCAGGAAGCGCAAGCUAAUCCAAAUGUUGGCAAAGUGGUUGAUCUCAAUGAAGAUUCAUUUGCUAAGCAUGUGUCCAGUGGCAAUCAUUUUGUCAAAUUCUUUGCGCCUUGGUGCAGUCACUGUCAGCGUUUGGCACCCACCUGGGAAGAGCUGGCUGGUGAGCUGAAGGCUGAGCCCACUGUGACCAUUUCCAAAAUCGAUUGUACACAGUUCCGUUCGAUAUGCCAGGACUUUGAGGUAAAGGGUUAUCCCACAUUGCUUUGGAUUGAAGACGGUAAGAAGAUUGAGAAGUAUGCUGGCUCCCGCGACUUGCCUACACUGAAGACUUAUGUGGAGAAGAUGUUGGGCUCUCCCAGCGACAGCAAUGAGAUUAAGGAUGCCGACAAGCAGCCCAAGGAGGAGGUUAAGAAGCAAAAUGUGCUACAGCUGAGCGGCGAAGAUGAGUUCACUAAGGCCACUACCGAUGGUGUUGCGUUCAUCAAGUUUUAUGCGCCUUGGUGUGGACAUUGCCAAAAACUGCAGCCCACGUGGGAGCAACUGGCCACUGAUCAGAUUGCCACCGAUUCAGGCAUUGUCAUCGCUAAGGUCGACUGCACAGCGACAGAGAACAAACAGAUAUGUAUAACCCAGCAGGUGGAAGGCUAUCCAACUCUGUUCUUGUAUAAGAAUGGCAAGCGUCAGAACGAGUACGAGGGCAGCCGUUCACUGCCGGAGUUGCAGGCUUAUGUUAAGAAAUUCAUUGGACACGACGAGCUUUAAGCUGUCAUCUUCACGAAAGACAAAUCACAUUUUGAAAGUCAUCGCCAAAGUAAAUUCUUUUCCUUUUCUCUAUGUUCGCGCCGAAUCGCGCAGACUCUUCGAGGACAUCCAUGGUUGAUCGUCGUGCCAUUUGGAACGAGUAGUCAUCUGUCAAACGAAUUAAGUCAAUUAGUUUGCUUAUUAGUUUGAAAUCUGCUUAAACUUAUAUCAUUAGUUGCAUGUCUGCGAACUGAACUCGCUGAAACGAAUAAAAUCUAAAUUAAUUAAACACAUUAUGUUAAAGAAAUGACUAAAAACAACAUUU